Cornus florida is the source of this 1461-nucleotide messenger RNA. Its product is annotated as AT-hook motif nuclear-localized protein 17-like. The record is from RefSeq and is a predicted model, not a curated record. Lineage: Eukaryota; Viridiplantae; Streptophyta; Magnoliopsida; Cornales; Cornaceae. Gene Ontology annotation, molecular function: minor groove of adenine-thymine-rich DNA binding; DNA-binding transcription factor activity. The transcript has a single exon. Gene Ontology annotation, cellular component: nucleus. The coding region runs from base 217 to 1116 and encodes 299 amino acids.
AUCCUCUCUCCAUCAGACCACCCUAUCCUCAUAUUUCAUUUCAUAUAAACAAAUCCAACUCUAACCCAUAACUCCCUUACUCUCUAGUCCUCUCUCCUUUCCCUCUCCCAAUUCUCAACUUGUUUGAUAUAUAUAUAUAUAUAAUAAUAUAUAUAUAUACUAUAAUAUAUAUAUAUAUAACCAAUCAUAUAUAUAUAUAAGAUUUAGAGAGAGAAGAUGAAAGGGGAAUAUGUAGAAGAAAAGGAUCACAAUAACAACAUGUUUGCGAAGCUCCACCCGAUCCAGAAGUUCCAACAGCAGCAGCAGCAGCAACAACAACCACCACCUCUGCACCCUACCCAUCACUUCCAAGUCGGCCGUGAAUGUCAGACCUCCGAGGAAGCCGACAGCGGCGGUGCCACCCCGUCCUCCGCCAACAAAAAACAGGCGAACAGCGGCGACGGCGCCUCCAUCGAAGUCUCGCGCCGCCCCCGAGGCCGACCACCCGGAUCCAAGAACAAACCCAAACCGCCCGUCAUCAUAACCCGCGAUACCGAGCCGUCGAUGAGCCCCUACAUUCUCGAGCUCGCCGGCGGGGUCGACAUCGUCGACUGUAUGUAUCGAUUCUGCCGGAAACGCAACAUGGGUCUCUGUGUUCUCACCGGGUCGGGCUCCGUAGCGAAUGUCACUCUCCGACAACCCUCCACGACUCCUGGAGCAACGGUCACAUUUCACGGCCGGUUCGAUAUUCUCUCCCUCUCCGCCACGAUUCUGCCGGCUACGACGACGUCUGCGGUGGUUCCAAGCGGGUUCGUGAUAUCGCUGGCUGGUCCGCAGGGCCAGAUCGUCGGCGGGUCGGUGGUGGGGUCGCUUAUGGCGGCCGGAACAGUCUAUGUGGUGGCUGCGUCGUUCAAUAGCCCGUCGUAUCACCGGUUGCCGUCGGAUGACGGAGUGGGUACUUCGGGCUCUGGAGGGAAUGAGAGAGGGCAGUCGCCGUCAGCGGUUUCCGGAGGUGGAGACGGUGGUGGUGGUGGGCAUCCGCCGCAGACGGCGGAGUCGUGUGGGAUGUCGCUUUAUAGUUGUCACUUGCCUUCGAAUGUGAUAUGGGCACCCACGGCUUCACAGCCACCAUACUGAUGAUAUAUGGGUUGUUGACUUGUUAGUUUCCUCUCUAUAUGCUUGUUUUUGUACUGUGAACAUUUUUGAAUUUUCAUUUUGUUAAUUAUUUGCUCUUUUGAAUCUUGUUUAAUUGUUGUUGGCAUAGUUUUUAGUAUUUCAUGUAGUUUGGAACAUAAAAGGAGAACAGUGUAGUAUUUACUUAUGGCACACUUCAAUCUCUGUGUGUUAAAACUUUCAUGUUUGUUUCACUUGUUGGUGGGUGUCUAACAUCAAAUGUAAUAAGUAUACAUAUAUACAUAUAUAUAUAUAUAUAUAUAAUAUAUUGUACAUGCAUGGUUGUUCUAAAUGGUAUACUUUUGUAUA